AUGGCCUCCAUAUCAGAUACAAACUCCGCACAAACUCCAGUCGGCCUACCACCACCAAGACGAGUAAUCACAACACACAAUGCAGAAGGCAAGGCAAUUAUUAGUCAAGAAGUUGAUAAAAACCCCCCUCGCUUCGACAUUCCCGGAAUGCAUUUUUAUCUAUGCUACACCUUGAACCAAUCACCAGGUAUUCUAGACAACAACCAAGACCUGGCUGCCUACCGUGAUCAGCUACCACAUAACGUCGGACUCAGCAUUCCUGGCGGAACUCUUCUCCGAGUAGUCGACUUCCUACCCGGAGAGUCUGAAGGACCAAUGCACAGGACGAAAACAGUCGACUUUGGUGUCAUUAUCGAGGGGGAACUGGAGCUGAUUCUUGACAGUGGUGAGAGUACAUUGCUGAGGCGAGGCGACAUUAUCAUCCAACGAGGGACCAUCCAUGCAUGGAAAAACAAUAGCGGCACUGAAGUUGCCAGAGGGUUCUUUGUGUUGGUAGACGCAGUGUUGCCAACAGUGAAUGGUUCGAAGUUGGGAGAGGAUAUACCUGUGGAGGAAUUGAAGACCGAGUAG
This is a messenger RNA of Pochonia chlamydosporia 170, 570 nucleotides long. Its product is annotated as cupin domain-containing protein. The record is from RefSeq and is a predicted model, not a curated record. Bases 1 to 570 code for a protein of 189 amino acids. The transcript has a single exon. NCBI's taxonomy places the organism in Eukaryota, Fungi, Ascomycota, Sordariomycetes, Hypocreales, Clavicipitaceae.